This is a messenger RNA of Zootoca vivipara (common lizard), 1383 nucleotides long. RefSeq names its product GIPC PDZ domain containing family member 1 (gene GIPC1). Gene Ontology annotation, molecular function: protein binding. Lineage: Eukaryota; Metazoa; Chordata; Lepidosauria; Squamata; Lacertidae. The record is from RefSeq and is a predicted model, not a curated record.
GAGGUCACUCGGGCGGGUUCAGGGCAGCGGGCAGUUGUAAGAAGCGAUAUCCCCAAAGCCCUUCCUAGAUGGUUACUACGGUAUCCACCUCUCCCCCCACUUCGAGGAUGGUCCAUACCUUGGGCGACUGACCCUCGCUGCUGACUGGCCACAUCUCCCUCAUGCCGCUUGGACUAGGCCGACGGAAGAAGGCCCCACCGCUGGUGGAGAAUGAGGAAGCUGAGCCCAUUCGCAGUGGCCUGGGCGGGCUGGGGGUAGGCAGCAUUGGUGUGGUUGGCGGGGCACUUCAGCCUGGCCUUCCCCCACCCCCUGCCAGUCUCCGCCCUCGACUUGUGUUCCACACCCAGCUGGCUCAUGGAAGCCCCACUGGACGGAUCGAGGGCUUUACCAAUGUCAAAGAACUGUACAGUAAAAUUGCUGAGGCCUUUAAAAUCUCACCAGCUGAGGUGAUGUUCUGCACCUUAAAUACCCACAAAGUGGACAUGGAAAAACUGUUGGGUGGCCAGAUUGGCCUAGAGGAUUUCAUCUUCGCCCACACAAAGGGCCAGAGGAAGGAGGUUGAGGUGUUCAAAUCUGAGGAAGCCCUCGGCCUGACCAUCACGGACAACGGAGCUGGCUAUGCUUUUAUCAAGAGAAUCAAGGAAGGGAGUGUUAUUGACAGGAUCCAAGUCAUCAAUGUGGGAGACAUGAUCGAGUCUAUCAAUGGACAGAGUCUUAUCGGCUGCCGGCAUUAUGAGGUCGCCAAAAUGCUCAAGGACCUGCCCAAAGGCCGCACUUUCACACUGAAGCUCACUGAGCCCCGGAAGGCUUUUGAUAUGAUCAGUCAGCGGUCUGCAGGAGGCAAACACAGCGGGAGCGCUCAGCUUGGCACAGGAAGGGGCACCCUGCGGCUUCGGGCCAAAGGACCAGCCACUGUGGAGGAACAGCCAUCUGCAUUUGAGGAAAAGGCCAUCGAGAAGGUGGAUGAUCUUUUGGAGAGUUACAUGGGCAUCCGUGACACAGAGCUAGCUGCUACCAUGGUGGAGCUGGGAAAGGACAAACGGAAUCCUGACGAAUUUGCUGAGUCCCUGGACGAGCAGCUGGGGGACUUUGCCUUCCCCGACGAGUUUGUCUUCGACGUCUGGGGAGCGAUUGGCGACGCCAAGGUUGGGCGCUACUAGGACUCUGCGCCCUCUGCUGGACCCUGCAGGCAGGACUACUAGGCAGGCCACUGGUGGGCCUGGCACACCACUGUGCCCUCACUUCGAUGCUGGGCCACACCUGCCUCCUUUCCCUAGGGGCUGGAGAGGCCCUCAAGCAAUAAGUCACCUGCAUUAAUGACUGGAGUGUAAUGUGAAUGGGGGCCAGAAUCACUGCUGCUGACCACCUCUUUGUGCAUGAGGC